AAGAAAGCAAAAGUUCAAAAUGAGCCAUUUAAGAGAGUCAAAGCUGAAGAUGUCGUCUUUAUAGAUGAGAAAUUAAAGGACAACACAUAUAUGAGCAAGGGUGGUUCUAUGGACGGAUACGGCUAUCGUGCUCACUUGGAUAUGAUAGUCACAAGAGGCAAGGGAUUCCGUGCUGAGAAGACAAAGAAAAAACGCGGAUCAUACAAGGGCGGUUUUAUCACCAACGAAUCUCACUCCUUCAAGUUCCCAACUGACUCGGAUUAA
Lobosporangium transversale is the source of this 264-nucleotide messenger RNA. Its product is annotated as SRP40, C-terminal domain-domain-containing protein. Gene Ontology annotation, cellular component: nucleolus; nucleoplasm. The annotation marks the transcript as partial. The record is from RefSeq and is a predicted model, not a curated record. The transcript is spliced from 2 exons. NCBI's taxonomy places the organism in Eukaryota, Fungi, Mortierellomycota, Mortierellomycetes, Mortierellales, Mortierellaceae.